AUGGCCAUGGCCAUGGCCUUGGCCAUGGAAGGCCCUUCCUUCCUUCCUUCCGUUGCUGAAGCAGAAGAGAGGGUUGUGUCGUACGGGCACUGGUGGCCGCCGGAUCUGUAUGUGUACAUGGCAAUCCUUUUCCCUGCCAUGUUCGGGUGCAUCACUCUGAUGCUGAUGAAGGGUGAGAUCUUGGUCGACACUAUGGAGAAGACCCUGAAGCCUGGUGUGUUCCUCAAAUCAGGACUGAUAGAAACCGAAGGGUCACUCGAAGAUGGGAUGAACGAAUCAUACCCUCCGGUUGGCCAGGCCAACGCGGCGGCUGCAGCGGUAGCCUCAGCAUCGGCCGAGGCCUGGUCGUUGGAAGAAAAGGUUGCACUGGUUACCGGCGGCGCUUCGAGUAUCGGCGAAGCCAUCAUCCGCCUCUUCAGACAGCACGGCGCCAAGGUUUGCAUAGCAGUCGUCCAGGACGAAACCGGUCAGCAGCUCUGCGACUCCCUUGGAGGCGACUCCGAUGUCCUGUUUGUCCACUGCAACGUCACAGUGAAGGAAGACAUAAGUCGGGCCGUAGACGCAACGGCGGAGAAGAUCGGCACCCUGGACUGGGACAACAUGGUCAACAAUGCCAACAUUACAGGUGAUAAGGUCACCGAUAUGCGGAACCUCGACUUUGCCAAUGUCAAGAAGGUGUUCGACAUCAACGUGCACGGCAUGCUGCUGGGCAUGAAGCACACGGCGUGCGACAUGAUCCAGGGCAAGAAGGGGGCCAUCGUGUCGCUGGCAAGCGUCGCCAGCGUCCUCGGAGGGAUGGGGCCUCACGCGUACAUCGCGUCAAAGCAUGCGCUGGAGCUGGGGAGGCAUGGCAUUCGGGUGAACUGCGUAUCGCUGUACGCCGUGCCCACCGCGCUCUCCAUGCCACAUUUGCCCCAGGGGGAGCACAAGGGGGAUGCAGUGAGGGACUUCCUGGCCUUUGUUGGUGGUGAGGCAAACCUGAAAGGUGUUGAUCUGCUGCCGAAGGAUGUCGCCGAGGCGCCGAGGCGGUGCUCUACCUGGCAAGCGAGGUACAUCAGCGCGCUCAACCUCAUGGUCGACGGUGGAUUUACAUCUGUGAAUGGAAACCUGAAAGCAUUUGAGGACUAG
Molecule: messenger RNA, 1128 nt
Organism: Triticum dicoccoides
Lineage: Eukaryota; Viridiplantae; Streptophyta; Magnoliopsida; Poales; Poaceae
Product: zerumbone synthase-like
Exons: 6
Coding region: 1-1128 (375 amino acids)
Biological process (GO): abscisic acid biosynthetic process
Cellular component (GO): cytosol
Molecular function (GO): xanthoxin dehydrogenase (NAD+) activity
Source: RefSeq, a predicted model, not a curated record